GCUUAUUUUACACGUGCUUGAGAUUUUUUUGGAAUUUGAGAAGAUUAAUGGAAAAGAGCAUGACAUUCUCCACAAUUGAAUAGCAACACUUCUCCUCUUCUCACAACAAACAGUAACGAAACAAUGGCUGAUGCAUUAGAAGAUGACUACAUUCAAUCGGAUGGGGAACAGAUAGAUGCUGGCAGCGAUGUAGGAUAUGACUCAGAAAGCGGCGAAGCCGGCCCAUCAUCCACAAGAUCAAGGCAAGAAGAGAACGGAAACAAACAAAAGCGAAGAAUAGAGCAAACAGAAGUAGAUGAAGAGGAAAACCGAAACAAAAAGAAACAAAAGAUGAAAAAACGUGAUCAAAUAAAAAAGCAAAAGAAAGCGGCUGCAAAUAUGGCAUUACAACCUGGUGCAUUGGCAAAAUAUCCUGUAGAAAUGCAAGCCGAUCAUUUACGACAAUUGAUGCGAUCUUGUAAGCAAUUCAGUAAAUGGACUGAAAUGGAAUUGGAUGAAAUGGGAGUCGCACAAUCCAUGUUGAUCGAUACUAGUGGAUUGGAUAUUAAGCGGGAAGCCGACACAUUAGCACAAUUUAUCCUCAAAGCUAUGCCCAAGGUGACAGAAGCUAUUAAAUCUGUCAAAGAUGAAGGAGUCUGCGGACAACCUUCUGUUUUGGUCAUUUCGGGCAAUGCUCAAAGGGCGGCUGACCUGAGUCGAUCAUUACGAUCUCUAAAUCCAAGCUCAGAUAGCAACGGAAAAGAAAAGAAUAAUGGAAAAUCGAAAGGGAAGGUGGCAGUAGCCAAAUUGUUUGCUAGACAUUUCAAAAUUGAUGAACAAAAAGCAUUCUUGGAAGCUAGUAUUUGUCCAUUGGCUGUAGGAACUCCGCAACGAUUGCAAGAUUUAUUGACUAAUGGAUUGGACUUGCAGAAAUUACGAUGUAUCAUCAUAGAUGCGACUUGGACCGAUCAAAAGCAAAGGACAAUGUUGGAUACGAUUGAAACCCGACAAGCUCUAUUUUCCAUGCUUGCUUGUCCUGAAUUUCAAGCGAGAUUGCAUGGAAAGUCGUCCAGUGACACAAAAAGCAACAAAAAAGAAGAGAAGAUAAAGAGUGCUGCUAAUCGAGCAAAGAUUGUACUAUUUUAGAGACGCUUUGACCUGUAUUAUAAGCCGUUGCCGUUCAAUGUACUAUUUAUUGCGC
Molecule: messenger RNA, 1180 nt
Organism: Meira miltonrushii
Lineage: Eukaryota; Fungi; Basidiomycota; Exobasidiomycetes; Exobasidiales; Brachybasidiaceae
Exons: 1
Coding region: 124-1125 (333 amino acids)
Cellular component (GO): 90S preribosome; nucleus
Source: RefSeq, a predicted model, not a curated record